GUGCUGAUAGUUUAGAAUUUAGAAGUCAGCAAGUAAUGGCUUCUCUCUCGUCCGUUCGCGAGUUGGUUUCAGUUUCGCCCGACGGAGCCGGAGGCGAUCUCGGCCCGGCUCCCUUCUUUUAGUCGAACGGGAUCUCGAAAAGGAAUGAGAGCCGUCUGGCUGAGAUGUAGUUUGAUAGCUGAAGGGGGCGUCGCAACUAGCAAUGACUGAAGAGGAGGCGGAGCACCGCCGAACUCUCGACGUCCUCCAGUCCAUGAUAGACACGUCGGCGGACAGACUCGAAGGCCUGAGGACCAAGUGCGCGACCAGCGCCGAACUCACCCAACACGAGAUUCGAACUCUCGAAGGUAAACUGAUCAAGUUGUUCUCCAGCCAACUUACCAUAAAAUCAAAGCUGAAAGAUACAAAUGCAGACACGAGGCAGCUUCCAUCCGUCCAGCAAUGGCUUCAGGUAGUCGGACUCAGCCAUGAAUCGAUAGAGGCGAUAUGUGUUCGAGUACGGUCUAUUGAUGUGUUACAAGAAAAAUCCGAGCAUGAGCUUAAAAUGCUCUUGAAUAGUGAUCAUUCGAGUUUUAGGCAAGAAGAGCUGAGAAGAUUAAACCGUGCACUUCACAAUCUUAAAAAAUAUACAGAAAUUCUUGUAAAAGGAGAAUGUGAAGCUUGUGAGCUGCCUUUGUAUUGGGAUUCGUGGGACAGGUCUGCGGCUUCAAAUGUCCUCUCGCCGAGGAGCCAGCUCCGAUCUGUCAACAGGAUUGCGGGUUCGAGGCUCCCAGCCGAUCUUGACGAGACCCCAGGGAUUUUGUCAGGGGUCAUCGGUGGUCAGAUGUCACCUCCCAGUACACCACCGGUCAACAAAUCCAAAGAAAGUACUGGUUCAGUAGGAGAGCGAGGUAAAUUUCCUUCAACUCCUCCACCGAAGAUGAAGCAUCAGACUGGUCUACACUCGGUCGUUCUUCUCCCGGACACCCACCCCCUCACAAAGUCCAAAUCCCAUGAGAGCCAGCUUGCGAAUAAAGUGGACGGCGAAAAUAACAACACGACCACGUCGACACCAAAAGCCGGAGAAAGGAGGGCCAGGCUGCCAACUGAACCAGGCCCAGGGAGAACAUCACCACAGAUAUCAAGCCCUAUCAAAUCUCCUCCUCCAGACCCUCAAAACGAAACUCCAUGCAAAACCAGUUCCCUCCAAGUGCCCAAGUCUCCAAGAACCCCGACCAUCACUCGAGGCAUGGCACACGCAAUCGCCCACAGAUUCACAAAAACGUUCAAGAUGAUGACGACGUGCGAUUACUGUGAUAAGCAGAUGUUUAUCGGCACAGGUCUCAAGUGCAAAGAAUGCAAGUACAAAUGUCACAGGGAUUGUGAGAGCAAAGUGCCUCCUUCUUGCGGAUUGCCUAGGGAGUUCAUGGAUGAAUUCAAAAAAACUCUUCAGACUGAUACAAAUACAUUCAUGCCAAACAAUUCACCAAGUUUGGGCCGCCCUUCUCCUAGUCACCAUGGUGCCACUGUUUCAAACAGAAGGGAACCAUGGAAAACAGUGAUUAGUGUUCCUCCAUUUCCUGGCGGUCCUGAUUCAAGUUCAAAUACUUCAAGUUGUAACAGCUCCACACCGUCGAGUCCCGCUCUAAUCCAGAUUCAAACGCCGGUCGCCACGAUCAACAAGCAGCAGUUUGACUUUCCCGAUGUGGUCACUUUGGAUACCCACCCACUCAACAGAUCUCAGGAUUCCGAUAGAACCGUCUCAGGGAGUACUGACUCAGACCGGACGCCGGUGCGAGUCGAUAGCCAAGACAGUCAAGUUUCUGACGGCGAAGCUGCCGAUCGCCCCUGGCCAAGGCAGAAUAGCCUUUCUAUGAGAGAAUGGGAUAUACCAUUUGGUGAAUUGACAAUGGGAGAUCCAAUCGGAACAGGCCACUUCGGCACUGUGUACCAAGGCAAAUGGCACGGCGAUGUCGCAAUUAAAGUAUUAAAAAUGACCUGCCUAGAUGAUGAAAAAAUGCUCGAGGGGUUCAGACUAGAUGUGGCAACGUUUAGAAAAACAAGGCAUGAAAAUCUGGUCCUCUUCAUGGGAGCUUGCAUGAAACCACCUCACCUUGCUAUCGUUACAAGCAUGUGCAAGGGCUACACACUUUAUACUCACAUACAUAUUUAUAAGGAUAAGUUUACUAUGAAUAAAAACGUUUCGCUAGCUCAACAGAUUUCACAGGGAAUGGGUUACUUGCACGCCCGGGGAAUUAUUCACAAAGAUCUGAAAACGAAAAACAUCUUUCUGGAAAACGGGAAAGUCGUGAUAACUGACUUCGGCCUGUUCAGCGUUACCAAACUCUGCUUCGGCACUAGGAAGGGGGAUGGACUUAGCAUACCGCCUGGCUGGCUCUGCUACCUCGCACCUGAGAUCGUAAGGAAUCUGAGGGCCCAUCAAAAACCAGAAGAAGACGACUUACCUUUUUCGCAGGCAACAGAUAUUUAUGCCUUUGGGACGGUCUGGUACGAACUAUUAUGCGGUGAAUGGCCGUUUAGAGGACAACCUCCUGAGGCCAUAAUCUGGCAGGUUGGAAAAGGGAUGAAACAAACUCUUGCAAACCUUCAAGCAUCACGAGAUGUCAAGGAGAUCUUGAUGAUGUGCUGGUCUUACAAAGCGGCCGACCGGCCCGAUUUCCUCUGCCUGCACAAAACCCUCGAAAAGCUGCCAAAGAAACGCCUGGCCAGAAGUCCCUCGCAUCCGAUCCACCUGUCCCGAUCGGCAGAGUCAGUUUUCUAAACGGAAACUAUUUAAUUUAUCUCAAACAGUUACCUUAGUUAGCUGUCAUUUCUUCACCUCAUAGUAUUUGUGUGUAAUAUUUAAAGUGAAAUGCCGAUAGAAGCAUGGGUUAACGUCAAAACGUCCUGAUGAACAUUCAAUGUUCAAUUUGAGCAUUCUUUAAACAAUUCAUGGGUCUGACAACAUUUUUAAAGUUUUUCGUAUAUAAUAAUGAAUUUAAUACUUAUAUACUCAAUAUUUUCUUCACGGCUUUAACAUAUAGUUUUUUCAUUUUAACUUUUUAACAAUGUAUAUAUAAAUCCUUAAAGAGAGCUUUAAAAGAUCGGGUUUUGUAUACGGAUAUUGUUAUAAGCUAUUACAUUUAAAAAUAAUUAGUCUCUCGUGGAUUCGUUAUGAAUUGAACAGUUCAGAGUUUGAACUUUUUAAAAGCUGUUAACAGUUAAUAUACCAUAAUUUAUUUAAAUUGUUUAUAAUUUAAUUGUUUUUAUCACUAUUUGGAAAAAUGUAAAUUGUGAUAAACCCCACUUUGCUUUGCAGGAAAUAGAAGAAAAAAAUUAGACAAAUUUAUUCAAAAGUAUAAAAAUGCCAAAUCCUUUAACAAAAUAAUUUUUAUUAAAGGCUAUUUAAGUAUCGGUUUCUGUCCUAUUCGUUAUAUUAUAGAUAAGUUAAUUUUUAAACACGAAAUUUCAGAUAAAAAAAGCCAAUUUCACAGAUGGGAUUCGAAACCACCGUCUUCGGAACUGUACCCCGAUGUUCGAACCACCUGAGCCACUGUGAAAUCGAUCCACGAAACAUCGACCUUUCUAUCUCAACCCAAAGUUUUUUGAGUUGAUGGGUUUCGGUCUGUGAGUAAGCGACUCUGUGCCGGUUCAACAGGUGUUUUUUUUUUUUUUUUUUUUUUUUUUUUUUU
Cimex lectularius (bed bug) is the source of this 3671-nucleotide messenger RNA. RefSeq names its product kinase suppressor of Ras 2 (gene ksr). The transcript has 16 exons. NCBI's taxonomy places the organism in Eukaryota, Metazoa, Arthropoda, Insecta, Hemiptera, Cimicidae. The record is from RefSeq and is a predicted model, not a curated record. Gene Ontology annotation, biological process: protein phosphorylation. Bases 203 to 2761 code for a protein of 852 amino acids. Gene Ontology annotation, molecular function: ATP binding; protein kinase activity.